Molecule: messenger RNA, 4477 nt
Organism: Gossypium arboreum
Lineage: Eukaryota; Viridiplantae; Streptophyta; Magnoliopsida; Malvales; Malvaceae
Product: short-chain dehydrogenase ptmH-like
Exons: 2
Coding region: 169-1008 (279 amino acids)
Cellular component (GO): endoplasmic reticulum
Source: RefSeq, a predicted model, not a curated record
CAAUUUGCUUUGAGCAAGCAUAUGCGUUAAGGCAUAUUCUUCAUCUAGAUUUAUGAAAUAAACAAGAAAAGCAAAGCCUUGUCGUAUCCGACAGUCUGCCUCACCAACAAUCUUUUAUAAAUGAAACAUUCUUAAUAUAAUCAAAGAGGAAUAUGAACACGACCUAAAAUGCAUGAGCCAAAGGUUGUUCUAGUCACCGGUUGUGCAAAAGGUGGCAUUGGAUUUGAGUAUUGCCGGGCAUUUGCCGAGCAGGAUUGCCGGGUCAUCGCCUCCGAUAUCCCUCAACGCAAGGAUGACAUGCUAGAUUUCGGUUCUGAUAAAAUCGAAAUGGAAGAGCUUGAUGUUUCAUCAGACGAGAGCGUAUCAUCAGUUGUGAAUGGUAUUAUAUCCAAGUACGGUCACAUUGAUGUGCUUGUAAAUAAUGCUGGUAUAGGAAGCACCGGACCGUUAGCCGAGCUUCCGUUAGAUGCAAUCAGGAAAGCUUGGGAAAUCAAUGCACUGGGGCAGUUAAGAAUGGUGCAACAAGUUGUGCCUCACAUGGCGUCGAGGUGUCGGGGAGUUAUAGUUAAUGUAGGGAGCAUCGUUGGGAAGGUGCCGACACCAUGGGCGGGGUCAUAUUGUUCUAGCAAGGCUACAGUCCAUGCCAUGACCAACAGUUUGCGAGUUGAAUUAAGGCCCUUUGGCAUCGAUACGGUGCUUGUGAUGCCUGGUUCUGUGAGAUCGAAUUUCGGAAACUCUAGCCUCGAGAGGCUGGGACACCAUGAUUGGAAACUUUAUAAGGAAUUCAAGGAGGCGAUUGCAGAGCGGGCCAGGGCUUCGCAAGGUUCAAAGGCAACGGAUGCAACUAUGUUCGCAAGGCAUGUAGUGAAGAAGGUUUUGAGUCCUAAACCACCAAAGCAGAUAGUGUUCGGUCACAUGACUGGCUUGUUUGCUGUUCUUUCAUUGUCCCCGCUUUGGGUUAGAGAUAUGUUUUUUCGAACUCGUUUCAAUUUAAAUAAGAAAAUGUAAUUGAUUAUAAUUAAUUGAACAUAAAUAUCGGAUACAAAUAUAUGUCCGAUAUAUAUAUUUUUAACAAAAAAUAUCCAACACAAAUACUUAAAAAACUGUACUAAUGAAAUUAAUUAUAAAUUAAUUACUGGUAUUGCUAUGUUUAUGAAUCACUGGUAUCUAUGAAAUUGCACAAAAAUGUACAGACUUUCCUUUUAAUGGUGAUAUUAAGGAAUUGCAAAAAUUUUUAUAUUCAAUUUUCAAAAACUUCGAAAAACAAAAAGAAUUUAACAAAAUUAUUCUCAAGUCUAAGUAAUAUAACUUAUAUGUAAUGGAAUUUCAUUUCAACCUUUUAAAGGUUUUACGGUCACACCAUUGAAACGCCUCUCAUGGUUUCUUUGCAAACUGAUGGGAGAUUUAAACACCUCAUUUGCUAUUUAUAUCAAUUUUUUUAAAUAUAUUUAUCGCAUAAUUUUGUUCUUAAUCUAGUUCAUGACUAUGCCAUAAUCUACUUGUUUAUUGUAUAAAGGAAACAAGCAUCACAUUUCAACAAAAUCUUAUAUAAUUUUUUAAAAUUUUGUUACAUAAAAUUUUUACUGACAUUAUAUCUGUCAAAACCAUUUUUUUGAAAACGGGAAAUCGACUUUUGAAAACGAAAAGUUGGGAGUCGCCACCAAUCCUUUUUGUUUAGGUGUGAUCGAGUCACCCUGUGGUUGAUUAUUUUAAUAAAAUAUUUUGAUUUAUUAAAACAACAUUUUUGGUCUACGAAAAACUAGAAAAUGGAUUCGGGAGUCAGUUACGCACGAGGAAGGAUUAGCACCCUCGCAAAGCCCAAUAUCGGUACCGUAUUAUCGAUUAAUGUCCUAAUGUUGAAAAUUUGAAAAAAUUUUAAAAUACAAUCUUUAAAAACGCUUGGAUAACUUAAAUUGGAUAUUGAGAUUCUCUCGCUUAAAAGAAAUAAAAUAUUACGUCCAGCACGAUUGGAUACAAUAUUUCGAAACCUCAACACAGGAUCAUCUCAAGAUUUCCAAAACACAUGCACUUAAAACUUUUAAAAAGGAUAUUUGGCUAUUCGGCCCUUCGGCCCAAAUGGUAAAUCGAAACCUCGACACAAGAUCAUCUCAAGAUUUCCAAAACACAUGCACUUAAAACUUUUAAAAAGGAUAUUUGGCUAUUCGGCCCUUCGGCCCAAACGGUAAAUCGAAACCCAGCACGAUUGGGCACGAUUUAUCGAAUUUCCAAAUACGAAACAUUGCCUCAUUUUAAUUUGAGAAAACAUGGAUGAAAUGUCGGAAGGAUAUUCCGUAUCUUAGCCGAAUAAAAAAACGAAACCCAGCACAAUUGGGCACGAUCUCUCAAACUUCCAAACACGGAAUAUUGCAUCAUUUUAGUUUAAGAAAACAUGGAUGAAAUUUCAAAAAAGAUAUUCCAUAUUUUAGUCGAAUGGAAAAUUGAAGCCCAGCGCGAUUGGGCAGGACUUCCCAAAACUUCCAAACACGAAAUAUUGCCUCGUUUUAUUUUAAGAAAAUGUGGAUAAAAUUUCAAAAAGGAUAUUUCAUAUUUUUAGUCGAAUGGAAAAUUGAAACCCAAUACGAUUGGGUACGACUUCCCAAACUCCCCAAAUACGAAAUAUUGCCUCAUUUUAAUUUUAACAAAACAUGGAUGAAAUUUCGAAAGGAUAUUCCGUAUUUUAGCUGAACGAAAAAUCGAAACCCAGCACGAUUGGGCACGAUUUCUUGAACCUCCAAACACGAAAUAAUUCCUUAAGUUGAGAGGGUAGGAGUUGACAAUGAUAAAAGUCGAGUUAAAACGUACUUGUUUGAUUUGUUUGGAGAUAAAAGGCUAUCGACAUUUAGAAAAUAUGGAAAUUACAAUCAUGUUGCAUUACCAAGAAAUUAAACAUAAGCAUAUGCACUAAAUCUAAUUACUGAUGGUGACACAUGAUGUGCAAAACCGUACGAAGAUUUAGAGUCAAUGCAAUAUAAUCGAUUUAAAGGCUAUUAAAUAUGUACAGGAAAAAUACACAUGCUAGAAUUUGAAAUAAUUUGUAUGUACAUAAAACUAAUAAUAUAUGGUCAAUUCUUUAAAUAUACAACAUGUAAGAAGUAAUUGAAAUAAAUAAUAUGUUACAAAAAUUCAAAUGAAACAACUCGAUUUAACUAAUUAUGUAUAUGCAUAUGAAGAUGAAAAAUUAAUGUAAAUAAUAUAUACACAGAAUUACUAAAGUAUUUAAAAUAAAUAAACAGUUUAAGCUAGGAUGCUCAAAAGAAGAUUAACUUAUACAUAAAUAAAUUUAAAAGGAAAGAAAGGAAAAAAAUACCUAAAUAAAUUUAAAAGAUAUUUGCAUGAAAUAAUAUAGUCCAACAGUGUGUACUUAAAGUAUAAAAAGCUAUGUAUACGUGCACACAAUAGUACUAAAUUAAAAUCAUAUAAAGACGUAGAAAUAUAUGUGUUAAAGGGAGUUUAAAAUAGAUAAAUUGUAAGGUAAAACCAUUUUAACACACAAAAAAAAAUAUAAAAAUAAAUUAAUGAAAAUAUAAAAUAACCAAUUAAAACCAGUAAAGUCUGCAAAGACAAUUUCUAAAAGAUGACUAAUGAAACAAUUUUAAAAACAAAGAAUAAAAAAGGUAUACUGAGAUAACAAAUAUUCAAUUGAAAUAAAAAAAAUAUAAUAAAAAAGGACAAUUUGAAAAUAAAUGUAGUGAUGAAACAUAAUUAAGGAUUUAAAAAGAUAAUGCGCGUAAACGAAAAGGGAUUGAAAAUACAAAUAACCCAACUCCUCAAACGUGAUGCCUCAAAACGGGCCAAAAUGCAAAAGCACGAGAACUUUGCGCAAAAUUUAAAAAAACGAAUUAAAUGUGAAUAGGGUUAAUUAAAAGAUGAGAUAAAAAGGAGGGCCAAGUAUGAAAAUAACCCCACAAGCCCAAAAUGCAUGGAUCAUAGCACCCCAAACGGUGCCAUUUAAAAUGCAGUACAAAGAGUCUUCCUUUUUUUAAACCAAAAUUCAUUUGGUUUCUGCCAUUUUUGAAAUAGAAUAUGGCAACCCCUUUUUCCCCAAUUUGCUAGGGCUUGCACCCUAUUUUGGUGCACCAAAAAUGGAGGGUCAUCGGCACCCUCAUGCCGUUGCCUCCGGUGCCUAUCCACGGCGAACCCAGGAGCACGUCUCUAAUGUGGAGGUGGAGUGGCAUACAACACGGAGGAGGUGCGUGACGUGCGGAAGAGGGACUGCUUCAAUUUGUUGAAACGGCACAAAAUGACUGCUAGGGUUUCCUUUACUGAAGAUGUGCUGGGUUUGUGGGCCAAUUGGGCCCUUAAAAAUUUGGGUCUGAAUUGGUAAACAAAGUGGACUGUUUAUUUUGGUUUUUAUUUAUGGGUCCCGGGCUGAAUUGGGCCAUAACAAUAUCAUAAUUUAAUAUCUAUCUAUACUUGUAUCAACUCCUUCACCACAUUGCGAGUUAAUCAGACAUAAUUUAAUUGAGAUAUUAGUAAA